UCUCGUUCGUAUCAACAUUUGGCUUCAGCCAAAUGGCGAACGGAAGGACAAAUUAUAAACAAGUACGCGGAACUGGAAAACACGAGGCCUUGUUACAUAUUUAAGUAAGAGAAUUUUACGCUUUCUUGCAGACGUAAACAGCAGUAGCGUCAGUGCAGGGAAGCAAACACUGUUUAUAGUUAGCAUACAAGCGAGCUAGGCCUCUAAACUCUAGGUAUCUGGACAGAGGAGAAGUGCUAUGCAAACGGGUUAGCUAGCUAUCUAGCUAGUUGGCUAACCUAGCUAAUCAGUAAGAUCACACAUAUCAGGGGAAAAUCAGAUCAGUAAGUUACCAAGCAAUAAUUUUAAACACACUAACAAGUGUUUGCUGCUAACUAUAACAUGAAUACAGCGUCGGACAGCAGUAAUAAGCCGUCCGAAUGUAACAGAAAGAGGAGCGCGAGCCCGCGGCAGCAGGAGGACUCCCCGCUGUCCAAACAGCUCAAAGUGGACGAGGAGGAAGCUGCAGAGAGCGAUUCGCGUGAACGCGCCGAGAACGACGCGCUUCCAUUAAAGCACAAAAAUGGCGCAUGUGAGAGUAGCAAUGCUCCUGAGCUCUCUGAAAACAGAGUGCAAAAUGCAAACGGGACAGAAAACGCCAGUGGGACUGAACGGAAGGAUGGAGAUGGAGAGUCGUCUGAAGGCCAGAAGGCGCGCUCAGAUUGCGCAACGAUAGACGCAGCUGAAGCUCUCGCGAGCCUCACCGGUGCCGGGGACCAGCGUGCUGAAACGCCUUGUUCAUCCAAACAAGCCCUCGGUGAAAACACGGUCAGUAAACAGAGCCGUGCAGAGCUGGAGCUGAGCACGCGCGCGGAGGACAGCUGCUCGGUAUCCGCGCUGAGAGGUGUCGGUGGAGAGGCGCGGGUGCGCGCGCGCCGCGCAGAUGAGGAAGAGGAGGAGGAGGAGGAGGAGGAUGACUCCCUCCCCGGGUCCUCCUUGACAGCCAGCUCGUCUGAUGACGACGACGAUGAUGAUGAUGAUGAUCAGGAGCGCGAGGAGUGCGCCAUCGUAUCGGUGCAGAUGGCCCCCGAGCUGCGGCGCUCCGUCGCGCUCCUGGCGCACGUGCAGAUGCGGCUGGACGCACUGGAGAAGAAGGGCGCGCGCCUGCACCGGCGCCUCGAGCUCAGGCUGGGCCGUCAGCGGCGUCCUCACCUCGAGCAGCGCGCCGCCAUCGCGCAGAGCAUCCCGGGCUUCUGGCUCACCGCCCUUCUCAACCACCCACACUUGUCAGCACAGAUCGAUGAAAAUGAUGAAGAUGCUCUCAGCUACAUGAUCAAUUUGGAGAUCGAGACUUUCAAAAACAACAAACUUGGCUACCGGAUUUGCUUUCAUUUCCGUCGGAACCCCUUCUUUCAGAACAAAGUCAUAGUAAAAGAGCUCCAUCUUGGAUUGGGAGGAUCUCCAGUUUCUUUCUCAAACCCAAUUGUUUGGCAUCAUGGACAGUCCUUGACAAGAAAUGGAGAACCAAGGCGGAAUUCACGCGGCGUUUACGAGAGUUUCUUCCACUGGUUCGAUGACCAUAGUAGUCCUGGGAUGGAUGAAAUAGCACAGAUCCUGAAGGAUGACCUGUACAAAGACCCUCUUAGGUACUACCUGACACCAUUGUGGGAGCCACGGGAAAAUGGCAGCACAUCCAAACCACCCCAGAACAGUAAUGGAGAUGAGUGUGUGAUCAUCUCGGAUUCAGAUGAUGACCAGGAACUGGUCAGCCACGAUCGACAACAAGAACAGGAAGAUCAGGAUGAUGAGGACAAUGAAGAUGAAGGUCGAGUCACAGGUGCUGGUGACAGUGACCAAGAAGGAGUGGAAUCUUCCAGUGAGGAGAGGCAAGAAGAGGAAGUAGAUAUAGAGGAAGUGGAUGAGGUCUGUCACUCAGCUAGCAGUGAGGUCAGAGAGCUGGGCCAGGAAGAGGAAGAAGGAGAUAUUGAGGUUAAUGAGGAUGAGGAGGAAGAGGAAAACUAGCAACAGUAUGCAGAUAAAGAUUAGAGUUAUUCUUCAAGCAAAUUAUGGACUCAUUAGGGCAUUGUUAUUGCAAGUAGCUGUGUCAUGUCUGAUAAGUACAGUAUCUUGUCAGCUUUUAAAGAAACAGCAAAAAUUGCUGGCUGUAAUGCAAGAUGACGUCAUUAAUAUUUCGCUACAAAAUACAGGAUGUAGAUAAAAAACUGGAAGGUUUAAUAUGAGAUAUGUUACAUGGCAGUAUAAUUCAUGUGUACAGGCUUUGUGUUCCCAUUCCUAAUCCAGACUAACUUUUUUAUUUUCACAUUUUUAUUCCAAGCAACAGUAGAGGUUUUAACAGUGGUUACUGUUAAAAUGCGUAAUUGUUUUUUUUAACUGCAUGGACUAUUUUCAGCUAGACAGACAACUACUAUAACUCAGUGACGGCGCCCAGUUAAAACGUUCCUGUUGGCCCACAGCAUUGUUUCUGUUUGUUUGUUUUUUUUAUGAUGUGCUUCUGCAGCAGAGCCAGAAGUCUGGCUUGCUAUUUAAAAAAAAGAAAAAGAAAAAAAAGAGAACAGAAUCAGUUUUCUGCUAUGCAUAAGGAUUUAUAUGACCAAUACCACAUAAUCAAAACCCUUUAACCAGAUUUGUUGGUUGUGAGUUUGAUAUUUUUUAAAACUUUGUGGUAAUCAUUCUUAAAGGGUGUGUUCUAAAUAAAUUUGAACUAGAUGUACUUAGUUCUGAACCAAAACUGGACCACUCAGGGAUGUUUAUUACAGUGGAUUUGUUUCUUUGAUGUGUUUUUAUUGGGUAUAAUAAGAUUUAUUACUUUGGUCUGAGUUGUUAAUAGUUUAAAUUUUUAGGUAAAUUCCUUAAAAUAAUUAUAGAUUGAUAUCUUUUUUUUUUUUUUGUAAGAAUAAGCAGAUAGAAACACUUCUGCCACAAGGAACUACUUUUUCUGUGCAUGGUAGGAAACUUAAUCACUAGUUUGUACUAUAUGGCAGCUCUGUUUAUAAUAAUGGCACUCAAAUAGAUGGCAGCACACUGUUGAUACACAUGCAUGAACAUGCUAGAAGCAGUCAAAAGCUGUAAUGAAUAAUCAUAUCCAUUUUUUUUGCCAUGGAAAUAAGGAACUCAUUAGACCAGGUGGUGUGAUCUAGCUUUAUCGGUAGACUAUUUUGUGUUAUGAUACAUUCAUAAAACAUUAAUUUUACAUUUGUAUGAGUGUGUAUAUGUAGGGCAUUUGUAAUUUUUUUCUGUAUUGUCAUAGGCAGCGCUGACUUUCUGCUGUAACCCUCAUCAUGUUUUUAUUAUUAUUAUUUAUUGGAAUUUGUAAUUAAUCUACUGCCACUUGAAAUUAUCAUGCCUUAUCCACACAUACAACUUAAUUUUUGGUUGGCAAAGUCCUAGAAUACUAAGUUUAUGCAUCCAAGAUGUUUAUUGUAAGUGUAAUUUCUAACCCUCAAUGAAGGGUUUAUAAUUUGUUAGUUUUGUAAUUUAAAAGUGUAUUCGACCUAAAGCACCAGAAGAGAAAUAUUUUUGUGUGGUAAAGUUUAUAGCUUAAAAGUUUCACAAAUAUUGUAUGAUUUGUCUUUAAAUAAAUGUUCCUUUUUAAAUAAA
Molecule: messenger RNA, 3597 nt
Organism: Pangasianodon hypophthalmus (striped catfish)
Lineage: Eukaryota; Metazoa; Chordata; Actinopteri; Siluriformes; Pangasiidae
Gene: tspy
Product: testis specific protein Y-linked
Exons: 7
Coding region: 382-2001 (539 amino acids)
Biological process (GO): nucleosome assembly
Cellular component (GO): chromatin; nucleus
Molecular function (GO): histone binding; chromatin binding
Source: RefSeq, a predicted model, not a curated record